AUGCUGAAAUGUUUCCGCGACAUGCUGCUGCUCUACCUAUACUGUUGUAGGAUCAUUGAGAAGAAAAUGACACAGAUAUCUGCAAACUUUCCGCUUCUUUUCUUAAAGAAGGUUUACCGAGAAUGGUUGUCGGAGAAGGAAGGACUGAUUCUAAGGACUGGAAGGAGAAGGUUGUUUAAAGGAUUGAUUUCUCCGGAUACAACCGUCCUGCUCAACCCUCUAUCCGUCCCUGAAAUAUCUAAAGGACAAAAACGUCGAAAGGACGGAUCAUUCUGGAUUUCUCUGGGUUGUAUCGAGAGCUCAAUCGGAAUAAGGAUCCUAGCUGGAGUCUCGGAAGAUGUUCCUUUCAAGGAUAUAUUGUGUACUCAUCUAGGCCUGGAAAACAUUACAAACCUUUUUCAUGGAUUAAAUAAGAACCUUGAUCUAGCCAAGUUAAAGUUCUACACGGAGAAGGCGGGGGGAACGGUGAAUACAGCCGAAUCCUUGACAAUUUCUAUCUUUGAGACUUCAUGCGUCAGAACACUGGACAGCGAACUUUUAGUUCCAUUAAUUAGUGAAUUUCUUCAUGAGCAAUUUGUGUUUCAUGACUCAGUCAUAAGACUUGAUACAGAGAAUAUUAAGAUUAAAGAAAUUUUAAAAAUAGACAAACAUAUUAGUAUCUAUCUUCGGGUUCAGUUUCAAAACCCAGGAACCCAGGGAAUUUUAGUAUGCAAGGAUGCUACUAGAGUAACACAAUCUUACAUUAAAACAAGAACUCUACCUAGAAACCUACUUUUACACCCUGGGCACUCCUUGCAGAUGUUCAAUAAGUUGACCGGGAUUAUCAACAGAAACUUGAGUAAAGACCUGGAAAGACGGUUACGUUGUAGUAUUCUUCUCUGCGGAGAGGAAGGAUCGGGUAAACUGGAAUUUUGUCAAUAUCUGGCGGAGAACACGGGACUAGGAUACACGGAGAACUGUGGGAGAGAUUUGGUCGGAGAUACUCCGGCAAUAACGGAGGGGAAUAUUCUGAAAGCUGUGACUGAAGUAAACAACUGUAUGCCAACAAUUUGGGUGAUCAGGAAUGUUAAUGAUUUGGUUUCAACCCGUGAGGGAGAACUGGACGAACGUAUCCUUCUCUCUUUAGAAACUAGACUUUCCUCCCUCUCUCCCUCCACUGUACUCGUUGGAACUUGUCUCUCCAAGGAGAAAGUAUUCCCUAAACUAUCCAGAUUAUUUCUCCAUGUCCAGGAUAUCCGAGCUCCUGACGCUGCGGAUAGAACAACUGUUUUGGAAAGGAUCUGCGAGGAUAGAGACCUUGAUCUUGAACAUGGAAACCUGAUUGAAUUCGUGUCAGUUGUAAGUGCUGGUUUCAAUAUCGGAGAUUUAAACUCUUUAAUUGACGCGACAGUAAUGUCAUGCUGUAUGGAUGGUAGAGAACGGAUAAACAAGGAUGACUUUAUCAAUGGUUUGGAAACUUUAAAGAAAUCUAGAUCCAAGUCCUUAGGACUAGCCGAGGUUCCCUCUGUGAAGUGGGAGGAUGUUGGAGGCUUGCAUGAAGUUAAACGAGAACUUCUCCAGGCCGUUUCUAGCUGUGGGGCUGGUGGUUGGAGAAGGUCUGGAAUACUGAUGCACGGACCACCUGGAGUAGGAAAAACCCUGCUUGCCAAAGCUGUUGCUACAGAGUGCUCCAUGAGCUUUAUUAGCGUGAAGGGACCGGAACUUCUAAACAUGUAUGUGGGACAAUCAGAGGAAAAUGUCCGGGAUAUUUUUAAACGCGCUCACGAGGCCGAACCGUGCAUCGUCUUCUUUGACGAGUUGGAUUCUUUAGCUCCGGCCAGAGGUCAGUCCGGGGAUAGCGGAGGAGUCAUGGAUCGUGUGGUUUCAGCUCUUUUAUCGGAGCUAGAUGGAUUGGAACGGAUGAAAGUUGUUGUAAUCGGAGCUACAAACCGUCCGGAUCUUCUGGACUCGGCUCUUCUCCGUCCUGGUAGGUUUGACAAGUCCUUGUUUAUCGGAACAACAAGCGAUCCCUCGGAGCUUCUUGAUAUUCUUACAGCUCUCACUCGCAAGAUGAAACUGGCUCCGGACUGUGAUCUCUUACGGGUAGUUUCCAACCUGUCUCCAGGUAUGUCUGGAGCUGAUCUCUCCGGUCUGGUUUCCCAAGCUGCACUGAAAGCAGUUGAACGGAUAAUUCAAUCAGAGCUUACAGGGCAAACUUUGCUCUCCGAUGACGUGACCUUGGAGGAUUUUCUUGAAGCUGGACUAUCUCUGGAACCUUCUGUGAUAAAUCAAAAAUAGAUAUUGUUAUAAACUUGUUUUAUAGAAAAUAUUUACAUACAUUAAUUGUUUUGUUAAAG
Molecule: messenger RNA, 2336 nt
Organism: Eurytemora carolleeae
Lineage: Eukaryota; Metazoa; Arthropoda; Copepoda; Calanoida; Temoridae
Product: peroxisome assembly factor 2
Exons: 8
Coding region: 1-2277 (758 amino acids)
Biological process (GO): protein import into peroxisome matrix
Cellular component (GO): peroxisomal membrane; cytosol
Molecular function (GO): ATP binding; ATP hydrolysis activity
Source: RefSeq, a predicted model, not a curated record